GAGUCUUGAAAGCUCCCAGUAGCCUAUUUAGCCCUUCACUGAACUUACAAUGGAAUUCCUUCGUUUGUCCUGUUUUUUUUUUUUUUUACUCUGGAAUAUCGCCAUUUCCGACCGUACCUGAAGGCAGCAGCAGAGAAACGACAAGAGACAAGAGAGAGAGAGAGACACAGCGGAGCAGCGAGGGGAGAGAGAUAGAGAGAGAGAGAGAGAGAGAGAGAGAGAGAGGAACCUGUGCUGUUCUAUAACACGGGGAGACAGGAAUCCGUCAGAGAUAACCCGAUAAAUAUAAACUGUUACGGUUUUUGGAGAGUUGAAGCUCGGGGUCUCUGUUGUCAGUCGCUGCUCUGGAAGCUUCAGAAGAGUGUCUCCUCUUAUCUCUGUGGAUCUGGACUCUUUACGUGGGCUUUUUUGGAGAGCUCGCACCGGUCUCCCCUGUAUCUGUGUGAGGGUUUGUGCCCAGCGGUGUUUGAACUGGUGGAUGAUAUACAGAACCUGCAGGACGUGCAAGAAAUGGAUACUUCUUAUAAACUGCUUCUAAACUGAAGAGAAUGAAGAGAGGCCUGUGAAAUAAUGACGAAAGGAAGUGUGGAGGAUUACCCUGAUGGAAAGACCCCUCAAAUUGUCUGUCCAAUGACACGAUGAUGACCGGGAAUUGAGGGAAACCUUUGCUUUUCUACGUACUAAGAUAUUCUAAAACUGCAGUCUCACCUUGAACAUUUCACUACAUCAGUCCAAAUGAUAAAGCUACACAGCAUAGGUUUUCUAUGAUGCCAGUGGGACGUAGCUAGUUUAAGGCUCUGAUUCACUGACGGAUGAAGAUGGAUAGAUGGUGACACAUUGAGUAACUCCAGGGUACUAAAUAAGCUGCCGUGUAAGCAGCUGGAUCUCUGGAUGACUGGAGGUAGAUAGUAUUUUUAAUUGGCCAACAAAGACGCACUAGAUAUCCCUAGAUGUGCUGCCGCAGAUAGCAGUAGUUUCAAGUUUCAUUGAGCUUGUGAGAGUCUAGGUCGAGAGGGUUGUUAAGUGUGAACCAUGAAUACUAGAGAGAGUGUUGAGUUGAUGGAGACCCAGGAGGGAGGCCUGAAGGAGAAGCUGCUCGGAGGGAAAAUGAACCCUGAAAAUGACGUCGAAGGUGAGGAUGACAAAAUCUCUGGGACCUACGACUGCAACAUCUGUGGACGCAGCUUCCCGUUCCUCAGUUCUUUGUCGCAGCACAUGAGACGCCACACGGGGGCUCGCCCUUACAAAUGCCCCUACUGUGACCACAGAGCCUCUCAGAAGGGCAACCUCAAAGUCCACAUUCGCAGCCACAAACUGGGCACACUGUCUAGCCACCACUCCAACGAUGAUGAAGAUGGCGGGGCUGAGGAGGAGGAGAUGAGUGUUUCAGAAGGUCUGGAUGGAGGUACGAGUCCGACUAAGAGCAGCUCGGCGUGCAACCGGAUGAUCAACGGGGAUAGUGGUGAGGAGAGCCGGAGGAAAGUUCCAGGGAGGAGCGUGAAAAGAGAGAAGUCAGUAACCGACCAGAGGCCUUACUGUUGCCGUCUUUGUGGCUAUGAGGCCCUGCGAGAGGACCAGCUCCUCAGCCACAUUGAGAAGGUCCACAUAACAGCGGACGCAGACGACGAGGCCACUGUUAAAGAAGAGGCUGUGACUGAAACCGAUGUGCCCCAACCCCAGAGCGAUGGGAGUUUCCCCUGUGAGACCUGUGGCCAAGUCUUCUCCCAGGCAUGGUUUCUCAAAUCACACAUGAAGAAACAUGCAGGCAUCCUGGACCACUGCUGUCGAAUCUGCGGACGGCGGUUCCGCGAAGCGUGGUUCCUCAAAUCUCACAUGAAAACACACAACACCAAAUCCAGGUCACGGUCGAAGGUGGAGUCGGCCGAGAUUCCCGCGACCAUCAACGAUGUCACCCAGGAUCCUGACGUUAUCACUUGCUCCAUUACAACCAAUUAUCAAGUGUGUUCCAAAUGUGGCAACCUGUUCCACAACAAAGAGAGCCUCAGGGCCCAUGAGAAAGUCCACGGUCUCAGCUCCUGCAAGAAAUCCCAAAGCCAAAACAGACUCAGCGAAGAUGAGGACACACCAGCUGCUAAAAGACGUCUCCUUGACUACCUGAACCUUCAGCCUGCUCAAGAGACCCAUGAAGAAGGGGAAGAAGGGGAUAAGAGCGAGAACAUGGUGCUUGGUGAAAGAAUCCCAGAGCUAGAUCCAGUCUGCAGCUACCAGGCCUGGCAAUUAGCUACUAAAGGAAGGGUUGUGGAGCCCGUGGAGCCAAGUUACAAAGCCUCCUAUGGGGGAGGAAGUAUGGGCGAGGAAGCCCUUGCCGAAGCAGCUGUGGUCUUUGAGAAGGAAAGCAGUCGUUAUGUCCUGCAGAGUCAAGAGAAACGCAGCAGCUCAGGGCGACGUAGCAGCUCUGGUUUGGGAAGCCACGCUUCAUCAGGUGACCGGACACCAGAGAGCCUUAGCGACUCAGAGUACAGGCCUUCUUCUCGUCAGGACCGAAGGCGACCAUCUCAGUCGCAAGCCAGGUCCAACGAGUGCUUUGAGUGUGGGAAGGUGUUUCGCAGUCGUCACCAGAUGAUCGUCCACCAACGGGUCCACAGAAAGGAUGGGGGUAGAGCAUCUGUGGGGGAGAAGGAAAGAACUGCAAGGGAUGACCGAUGGGGCUCGACCAGUGAUCCAGAGUCAGGCUCCCCUAGCCGGCCCAGCACUCCAGGGUAUGGAGACUCUCCACCAGGAUCAACCCUUGGAGACCAGGCUUCAGGGAUGGGUACGGCAAACUCUGGAGAGAUUACAGGAGAGAAGCCUUACAUCCGCAGCCUGUCAGACUUUGUCACCACAGAGCUGCAGACCCAUUCAACUCAUGUUCGUGUGCAACACCCGGCUGCCUCUGAUGACAGACCCAGCCCCAUUCCAAGCCCUAGCUCCAGCUCAGACAGGGGCACCCCCAGUGGUUACCCCAAGCUGAAGAAGGCUCUUCUACAGGGGUUGAACAACUCUGCUUCACCUUCUGCUCACCGCUCAGCACGAUCGUCCCCACUCGAUCCCUGCCUGACCCCUGUGGAUCUCUGUGUGAGGGCCGAGGGCUGCAGGGGCGUCAACUCCCUUAACCUGGACAGGAAGAGCCUCCCUAGCCACAAGUGCUCCUUUUGCUCCCACUCCACUCGCUACCCCGAGGUGCUCUGGAUGCACCAGACUGUGGCUCACCGCAUCAACAGCAGUAGCUCAAAUCUUGCUCCAAAAUGGGCCUUGAAAAACAGCUCCAAGGGCUCCAGGGACAACUCCUUAUCCUCCAAGAGACGUACUGGUCCUCCACCAGUCCUGGAGGGAAAGGAGUGUCCACCGCUGCCUUCAUCCAUGCGCACCCAACGCACCCAGCCCCCAAACUACUCUACUGAGGUUGUGAAGAAGAGCAAGCCUGUUAAAGCAGCCAUGCCUUCGUCGUCUUCUGCUACUCCCUCCUCCUCACUCCCCAGGGGCCCCUCAUCCACCUCAGGCAGUCAAGUCGUGAGAGUCCCUGUCCGAGCAGGUGGGAGCUCCAGCAGACACACGGAGGACCAGAGUCCUCAGUCUCGCUUCAGGCCCAAAGUGGAUGUUUACCCUCGAGGAAGCUCGUCCUCUUCUUCCAGCUCGUUGGAGAAGAGCACCAGAGCCCUCUCCCGUUCCUCAGCCCCGAGCCCCAGUUCUGCUUCUGCAUCCCGGAUCUCUGACCGCUACAUGAUGCCUCAGGAGGGCCUCGGCUUCAUGCUGACCAGCAAACACGGUCUAGCAGAGUACAGCCGAGCCAGGGGUUCCCCUCAUCAGCCACUCGCCAACUCCCAGCACAGCCAGGGCCGGGCUAACGCUACGAGGCCCAGCACCAUCACCCACAGCUCUGCAGCGGGACUUAACUACGGGGCCUCCCAGGCACAUGGAGGCUCUACGCAGAAUCCUUCCUCCUCCUCUUCCUCCUCCUCUUCUUUGCCUUCAGAGGCUCGAGGGAAUGUAAAGCAGGAGCUAAUUGCAGAGACACCAGAGAUGCCAGCUGAUGUUCUUGGCUUCCUCAAAAACUACAGUCCCCAUGAGCUCGCAUCUCUCUACCACCGCUGGGGUGCAGCUAACGCACUACUGGAUCCCACUGGGAUGCUGAGGUCUCUCAUGCGGCAGGGACAGUACUUCUGCCACGAGUGCGGGAAGAGUUUCAGCCAGCCGAGCCACCUGCGCACCCAUAUGAGAUCCCAUACAGUUGGUUUUGAUUUUAACGGACUCCACAGAGGUACUGACGCUCACACCACCGCUUCUGAAGCUCCCAAACAAGGGAGAGGCCAUUCUGCUGCCAGCUCUGCCCAUACCGAGCCUCUCAGAAAGGGAACCUAAAGACGCACGUCCAGAGUGUCCACCAUAUGCCUUUCGACAACAGCCAGUACCCCGACACCAGGAGUUUGUUUCUGAGCCAUGAGGAGCAAGGAGUGCUGGAUGCCAAACACCCACCAAACAACGGAUAGAGAAGGAUCGGGACUGUGGACUAGACUAGUCAGGGAAUUAAACAUCCACAAAAACAGCAUCACUGUUCUGAAUGAGAGGACUAAAGGAUGGACCCAAGCCUCUACUUAACAUCUAUUAUCCCUUCAAAUAUGUUUCUGAAAGGCCCUUGUAGUUUUUAAAAGAUUUGUUUCUCUAUAUAUGAAGCUUGUUGCCAAGCAACUUUAAAAUCAAAAUGACUGACAUCAGAAGACAAGAGUUUCUCAUCUACUUGUAGAAAGACUUUUCUGGUAAUGUUUUCCAGAUAGAAACUCGGGUGUCAGGUGUGCACACUGGCUUGAAAUCCCCCCCACGCAGAAGAAAUGAAGAGUGAACUGAGAAAUGUCCGAUCAGCAGGAAAACUGGACUUAACGCUGAUUGAUCGGUGCUCCUCUUGGUCUUGUUUGAAAUGAAGGCUGAAGAAAGUUAAUAAAUUGUGUGUAGUUUACAUCACCUUUAAUGAUUCAUGAUGACUAUAAAAGGCCUGCAAAAAAAUGUAAAGAGUUGCCUCUUGCUGCCUUUUUGGAGGUACCAACAGGUGAAGUUGCCUCGGGCACGCUUUACAAGAAAAAAUUAAAAAAGAAAUUGAGCUUGAAUUCGAGGGUUAAAUCAAUGACUUGUGGCAUUGCAUGGCUGCUGUAGUUGCCCCCCAUCUUUUCCCUUUUCUAAGCUUUAUAGUAAAAGAAUUGUGCAUUCCUCAGGACACCAAUCAUCAGAAACAGGAGACACUCUGCAGUUCAUCAACAGUCAACAGACACACUGCAAGUUUGAUUCAUCUGGGAUCUGACUCAUAAAUAGGAAUACUUCCAUCUGUCUGUGUGUGUGUGUGUGUGUGUGUGUGUGUGUGUGUGUGUGUGUGUGUGUGUGUGUGUGUGUGUGUGUGUGUGUGUGUGUGUGUGUGUGUUUACGUGUGUGGGUUAAACUUCCCUACACUCCAAAGUGUAAUGUUAGGAGUGCAGUGACCACUCUGAGUCUGUGCAGUUGAUGAUUAGAAGAAAGGAAGAGAGAGAGAAAGAGAGAUGGGAUUAAAAGAGCAAGAGAGAGAGAGAGAGAGAGAGAGAGAGAACGCUAAUGGGGGUGUCUGCUUUAGUGCUCAUUAAAAAGAGUGUGCGUUUUUAAUAGCCAAUAUAAAUGAGCGGACCAUUUUUAUGGUCAUUCAAUUAUUGUCCAUUUAAGAGGAAGGGGCUGAGUGGAGGCAGUUUUCAUCCAUAACUCCUUCAUAUUAGGGGAGGUUUACGGAUACCGACCCUUCUGACUUUGAAUUAGACUGACUCUAAAACAGUUGGAAUUAAGAGAAGAUGCUAUAUAGCUCCCAACUUGAGUUCCUGCUAACAAAAAUAUGGCCUUGCUAGAGUUAGCUUAAUUUCAUAUUUCUGAAGGGAACCAAUAGCUUUCUGGCCCUUCGGUCUCCUUAACCCAUUAUGUUAUGAAAGCUUUGAUACCAAACCAAUCCUGCAACUUUUGAAGAAAUCGUUUUAACUGUACAGAAUAAGUUAGCUUCAGCUAGUAGGUUUAGCCGGGCUUUGAGCUAUGCUAACUGUGCAGAAACAGAUGCUAGGACCAAUUUGUUGAUAGAGUUUAAAAGGUCUAAAAUGAUAUGCUGUGUGAAUUGUGAAGAUUAGGAAGGUGGAGAGAUUUAACAAAUUAUUUUUGUUAAAUCAAGACUAACGUGAAAAUUAAGUAAAAAAAAAAAAAAAAUCUCAACUUCACAGAAACGGUAAUGUUUUUCACUGGGAAGAGUGACACUAUUACCAAAAAUACAAGUCUUCAACACAGAUUCUGUUUCUCUUUCACCUUUUUCAAGCCAUCGUGUUUUUGUAGUGUAGCAUUCAGAGCCACACUAAGUAAGUCCGUAUUCAGGCUCUGUGCUAAGCUAAGCUAAUUAGCAGCUAAUUGCUUUACCAUCAUGUUGAAUGCAAAACACAAGAGUGGUAUCAAUCUUUUCAUCCGACUCUUACCUAGACAGCGAAUACCUAAAAUAAAGCAGACUUAUUCCUUCAAACCUGUCGAGUUUGUCCAACAUAAUAUAACAUGACCUUUUAUUCAUCAUGUCCACUUCAUAUUAGCGCUCACCUGGAAAAGUAAACAACCAGAGAUACGGUGCUACUUUACUAAUAAGCCAAACUCACUGGUGCUGUCAGUCUAGUUUCUUGAAUGGUGAUGAGAAGAUUUGCAUUCGAGGAGAAAAGAGUGAGGAGGUCAGAGAGAGAGAGAACAGCCAGAGGUCUGAGGUCAGGCUUCCAGAGAGUUCAGGUAUAAACACACCAGAUGGAGAUUUUGAAGGAAGUUGUAGAGCUGUCACAGCCUUAACACAGAUGUGUGUGUGUGUGUGUGUGUGUGUGUGUGUGUGUGUGUGUGUGUGUGUGAGAGAGAGAGAGUGUUCUUUAAUGCUGUGUAUGUUUCUUUUUGUUCCAAACUUCUCCACACUGUAUAAGAGGUCGCCUCACUUCUGUCCUGCAGCCUCACUGCAGAUGCUUUGUACACUGGCCUACCUCCUUAGCAAAGAACACCUAUUUGAAGUUCAUUGGCUGGUUGGCCUGGCUGUUCUUUGCUAUAGGAGGACAUACCUGGGGCUUUUUUCCCCUUCUCAAUAGCCUUUAAUGAUUGAAAAAAAGCCAUGCCUUGAUAUAUUGGAGUAACAAACCGGAGAACUCAUAAUUACAAAGUAGGACUAGAGCCGUAGAGAUGGUGUUGUACACUUAAAAAAAAACUAAAUUCAAACAGGUUAAAGGUUACAGAGUAGUGUACAUCCCGUCUAUUUUAAAACCUCAGUAGUUUUUACAUUAUAAUGAAAAUGGUUGCUGUACCAGUGGGUCGUUGCAUACAAGAUUGUAUGCUUGAAAAAAAAUGCCUGAUCAUACACAGGUGUGUAUACUGAAGGUGUGGGUAGUGAAAAUACUUGAAAUAAGGAUACUCUAGCCUUGGAGGUAGUGUAGUACUAAUACCAAUGUUGUACAGAAUUCCCUUUAAGAUUAACUCCUCAGUUAUGAAUUUGUACUCCGAAGUGUGACUUAGAAAAACUAUGAAGCAGGAGUGAGUGUAUGUAAUAUAAAGUGUAUAUCUGUAAUCCACUCUUUACCAAACCCUUAUAUACAGCGGUAGAAACCAAAUGGCAUUAAUAGUGCACUUAGACUAGGUUACUGCUUUAACCGUUCUCAGUUUGCCCCGUUCUAGCUAAGGUUUCUUUGAGAAUGUUUUUUUUUUUUAAUGGUGCCGGCUAACACUCUUCAAUGUCAUUUCUGGUUUAGAGGCUUUUUUGUUAGCAUAAUUUCAUAGAUUUUAAUGACAAAGGGUUUGUUCUGUGACGGCUUAGCUCAUGGAAAGUUUGAUAAUGCUAGUUGCAGCAGUGCUUUAUUUUACUUUUUUUCAACAACAAAAAAAAAAAAAAGAUGUAAGAGUGUGUUUUUAGUCUUUCUCUUUGCUAAACUGCAGGAUUUGUUCAGUAGCUAGUCAUGGCUGCCCUCCCAGAGGGGCUGGCAGGUGUUGUUCUUUUCUCUUUGCUUGUUUUUUUUUUCUAUGAUGCCUCUUAAGUUGUAUUAUUUGUGUCCGUAUUGCUUUCUUUUAUUUUUUAUUCGUUUUGAACUUCAUGAUUAAUUUACCUUAGAAGACAUUAUUAUUAUUCCAAAUGUAUUUGGUUGAUAUCUGUAUUUAUUAUCACUUCAAAAAGGAUGCGAGGACAGAGGCAGACAGGAGUGUUUGUUUAAUUUGAUUUUUCUGGGUUGUUUUUGUUUUUAUACUGUGUAGUUUUCAUGCCAGCAAGCCGAUGUGAAAGCUCUACCUCGUCUGAGCCAUUCUCAGUUCUGUUACACUUUUGUACAUCAUUUCAAAAAGAUGUAAUGUCAUGUCCACAAUAAAGACACACAAAAUGGCACCUGUUGGCGCUGUUU
Messenger RNA from Labrus mixtus (cuckoo wrasse), 8390 nucleotides. Its product is annotated as zinc finger protein 516-like. Gene Ontology annotation, molecular function: RNA polymerase II cis-regulatory region sequence-specific DNA binding; DNA-binding transcription factor activity, RNA polymerase II-specific. The coding region runs from base 1033 to 4359 and encodes 1108 amino acids. Gene Ontology annotation, biological process: regulation of DNA-templated transcription. Gene Ontology annotation, cellular component: nucleus. The transcript has 6 exons. The record is from RefSeq and is a predicted model, not a curated record. Lineage: Eukaryota; Metazoa; Chordata; Actinopteri; Labriformes; Labridae.